AAUUCAAACACAGCCCCGCUCCUCUGAUUUGCCCGCCAGAAUCAGUCAGUCAGGUGUUCGGGAAUGAGGGGUCUGCUGAUCGUCCUGUUAGGGGCGGUGUCGGCCGCUGUAGCAUCACCACCUCGGGUGAUAUGUAGAAGCUCAAACUCUGCAGAGCUGUCGGGAAAUGUCACUCUGACCUGUGAGUUCCAGGCUAAUCUGGAGGUUCUACAAAUCACCUGGCAGAAGAAGAGGGGGAAGGAAAGUCAGAACAUGGUGACCUGCAGUGAGAAGUACGGCACACACAUCACCGAUCGGUUCAAGAAACACAUCACCGUUCUGUAUGCCAAUUCAACAGAAUCCUCGAUAUUGAUUACAAAGCUGGAAAGGGAAGAUGAAGGUUGCUACAACUGCUUGUUUAAUGCAUAUCCCAAUGGUGCCUUCACUGGAGAGGUUUGCCUGACGGAUCUCAAGUCAGUAAAUGAAGUGUUCUGUAUUGGCCAAGGAAAUUACCGCAGAAUAGACUUGAAUCCUCUGGAAAUACGGACGCGCCAGUCUGUCCAGCUUAUCGAGAAGAAAAUUGGUGCGCCAAAUUUUUUCACUGUGAAAGGUCAAUACUUGGACCCGAAUAUCCACCCAACAUGUGAAUUCUGGUUGGAGAAAGAGAGCGUUCAAGGGGAUCAAAACAAUCCGCCGGAAGACACAGAUGAGUUUGUUUUCACCCAAUGCAGUGCCUCUGGCAAUAAGAAAUUUGUGAUCACCUGGAAGAAUAAAGGAGAACCUGUAAGUCAGGAAGACAAAGAGAACACGACUGGAAACCUCAUCACGGUGACAAGUACAUUGAAACACGCCGUGUCUUCAUUACCUGCUGACCACAGAAUAAUUUGCACCGUAACACUCGGUGUGGAGGCAGAUCCUGAGAAAGCUGCACUAAGUGCGAAGGAGCCCACCUUGGGGAAUGUUGAUAAAGAUGACAGAGAAAUAUAUGAGGCACAGCAGCAGAGUCCAUGGGUUAGGUCUCUGAUGAUCCCUUUAGGAGUUGUAUUCCUGGUGGUACUGAUUUUGUUCCUGUUCUAUUGCAAAGCACGCAAAAAGACAGAAGCCAAAACGCCAAAGAAACUGGCGAAGGUUGAAAAUGGACAAGUAACACCAAUGUCCUGCGUUAAGAAAUUAUUUGAGGGGGCCAAUGGACGGGAUUCUCCAAAGCUGUCAACUGAGUAUGAACCUGGACCAGCAUCACGUAUGAAUGACGCAACACCUUCCGAUAGCGACAAGAGAAAUACCAGGGAAUCCAUGAAUAGUUCAUUAAAGAAAAGAAAUAAACGUGACUCAGCAAGAAACAACAGGGCACCAAGAAAUCUUUUCCCAGAUGACAAAACAUGUUGAGCCCUGGUUCACACUGGGUACGAUUUGGAACGAUUUGAGAUGCGAUUUGACAUGUCAAAUCGCAUCUCAAAU
This is a messenger RNA of Rana temporaria (common frog), 1437 nucleotides long. RefSeq lists its product as uncharacterized. The record is from RefSeq and is a predicted model, not a curated record. Lineage: Eukaryota; Metazoa; Chordata; Amphibia; Anura; Ranidae. Gene Ontology annotation, molecular function: cell-cell adhesion mediator activity. The coding region runs from base 64 to 1365 and encodes 433 amino acids. The transcript is spliced from 8 exons.